CCAGUAGAUUGUCGUUUAUGGAUCUGAUAAGCAAAGCGAGUGCACGACCUAUAAAAGAAACGACAAACUGAACCCAGAGCUAGUGUAAGCAUGAAGUUAUUCGCGUGCUUGGUAUUUUCAUUGAUUUGUUUGGGUCAGCUGGCCUCCAGCGACAAGAUAAUCAACUGUUAUUGGGGCACAUGGGCCAACUAUCGUCCGGGAGAUGGAAAAUUUGAACCCUCCAACAUAGAUCCUUCACUGUGCACGCACAUUAGCUACACGUUCUUCGGCAUCAGCGACUCGGGCGAGUUCAAGUCCCUGGACACAUGGCUGGACAUGGAUGAUGGUCUGGGUGAGUACCUGAACAAUUCCGAAUAUUUGUCAAUCCGUUUGAGUGAACUUUGCCAUUAUUUUGUAGGUUUCAUCAGCAAGACAAUUGCCUUGAAACAGGUGAAUCCUAAGCUGAAAAUUUUAGCUGUGGUGGGCGGCUGGAAUGAAGGCUCCACCAAAUACUCGGCAAUGGCUGCUGAUCCAGCAAAAAGGGCAACCUUCAUUUCCACCACAUUGUCCUUCAUCCAGCAAUACGGCUUCGAUGGCCUGGACUUAGACUGGGAAUAUCCUGGACAACGCGGCGGCAAUGAUGCGGAUCGAGCCAACUUCGUUACGCUUCUGCGGGAAAUUAAGGAAUCAUUUGAUCCGCACGGCCUGGAAUUGGGCAUUGCUGUGGGUGCCUCUGAAGCCUCUGCGACCAUUUCCUAUGACAUUCCGGCAAUUUCUCAGCAUUUAACAUUCAUUAAUGUGAUGACCUAUGACUUCCACAUGGCACUAGAUGGCUAUUUGGGCUUCAAUGCUCCACUGCCAGAGGUGGAAAAGUCUAUCGACUACUGGCUGCAGCAGGGUGCGCCGGCUGAGAAGCUCAUACUGGGCAUUGGCUUCUAUGGACACAGUUACCAGAUGGUGGACAGCUCCCAAAACCAGCCGGGCGCAGCCUGCAUUGGACCCGGUAACGAAGGUGUCUAUACGCGCGAGAAAGGCUUCCUGGGCUACCAUGAAAUUUGCCAAAACAACUGGCAGACUGUAUUUGAUGGCGAGAGUAAAGCUCCAUACGCUUUCCAAGGCGAUCAGUGGAUUGGCUACGACAACGUUGAAAGUAUUGAACUGAAGAUGCAAUUGGUAGCGUCACGAAAUUUGGGCGGCGCUAUGACCUGGUCCAUUGAGACCGAUGACUUCCGUGGCCUCUGCGGAGAGGCAUACCCCUUGCUGAAGACCAUGAACAGAGCCUUAGGAGUCGAUGUGGGUAACGGCGGUGGUGGCGGCGGCGGUGGCAGUGUGACUCCGGCACCUACACCCAGCCCGGCACCUACACCUAGCCCGACUCCAGGAGGUGGCGGUGGAGGUGGUUCCAACGAGAGUUGUUCAACCGAUGGCUACUUCCUGCACAGCAGCGACUGCAGUCGCUACUAUCAGUGUGUAGAUGGCAUUCGCUAUGACUUCCAAUGCGGAGGCGGACUUUAUUUCGACGUUAGCUCAUUGAACUGUAACUGGGCCUCCGAAGUAUACUGCCCAUACUAAACCUUCAAAAAUAAAGCAGAAAUCGUAAAAA
Drosophila virilis is the source of this 1582-nucleotide messenger RNA. Lineage: Eukaryota; Metazoa; Arthropoda; Insecta; Diptera; Drosophilidae. The record is from RefSeq and is a predicted model, not a curated record.